Sinocyclocheilus anshuiensis is the source of this 6310-nucleotide messenger RNA. RefSeq names its product nuclear receptor coactivator 3-like. Bases 109 to 4476 code for a protein of 1455 amino acids. Gene Ontology annotation, molecular function: protein dimerization activity; nuclear receptor binding. The transcript is spliced from 23 exons. Gene Ontology annotation, cellular component: nucleus. NCBI's taxonomy places the organism in Eukaryota, Metazoa, Chordata, Actinopteri, Cypriniformes, Cyprinidae. The record is from RefSeq and is a predicted model, not a curated record. Gene Ontology annotation, biological process: cellular response to hormone stimulus; positive regulation of transcription by RNA polymerase II.
UUUAAACAAACAUAGCUAAUGCUGAAGAUGGCGGAUGCGUAGAAGUGGCUUAAAGAAACUGGAGUGUUUCACUGGAUACAUUUAAACCGCUGCUGAUAUGUUUUAAACAUGAGCGGAGUGGGUGAGAACUCACUUGAGCCGUUGUGCUCGGACCGAAAGCGCAAACUCUCCACAUGUGACACACCAGGACAAGGAUGUGAUAAGCGCAGGAGGGAACAGGAGAGCAAGUAUAUCGAGGAGCUGGCCGAACUGAUUUCGGCCAACCUUAGUGACAUCGACAGCUUCAAUGUCAAACCAGACAAAUGUGCCAUCCUUAAAGAGACAGUGCGCCAGAUACGACAGAUCAAAGAGCAAGGUAAAAGCUCAUGUGGCGAUGAUGAUGUCCAGAAGGCGGAUGUGUCCUCUACCGGUCAAGGGGUCAUCGACAAGGACCAUCUGGGCCCUCUGUUGCUGCAGGCUCUGGAUGGGUUUUUGUUUGUGGUGAGUCGUGAAGGCAGCAUUGUGUUUGUGUCAGAUAAUGUGACUCAGUACCUGCAGUAUAAACAGGAGGAGCUGAUCAGCACCAGCAUCUACAACAUACUGCAUGAGGAAGACCGAGACGAACUGCAUAAACACCUGCCCAAAAACAAUGGUCCCAACAGUGUGUCAUGGGGCGGUGAUGCCUCCCGUCAGAAGAGUCACACAUUUAACUGUCGCAUGCUGGUGAAGUUUGGCCGUGGCGGUCCUGGAGGUGAAGAAGGCACCGGUGGGCCUCGCUAUGAGACCAUGCAAUGUUUCGCUCUCACACAGCCUAAAGCAAUGAUGGAGGAAGGGGAAGAUCUGCAGUCUUGUAUGAUUUGUGUAGCACGGAGAGUGACGGCAGUGGAAAGGACAGAACGAUUCAGUACUAGACACGAACUGUCAGGUAAACUGAUCGAGAUCGAGCAGCAGAGCCUGUUGCACACCACCAUGCGUCCUGGCUGGGAGGAUUUAGUGCGCAGGUGUAUGCAGAUGUUCCUGCAUCGCAGUGAGGGUCAACCCUGGUCCUACAAGAGACACUAUCAUGAAGCAUAUGUUCAUGGUAGAGCAGAGACUCCACCCUAUCGGUUCUCUUUGUCAGAUGGCACUCCAGUAACAGCACAAACGCGAAGUGAGCUCUGCCGAAACCCUGUCACCAAUGACCCGCUCACUUUCCUCUCUACUCAUCUUCUGCAGAGGGAGCAAAAUGGAUACCGACCCAAUCAGGGUGGUGUAAUGCGAUCAGUUAUGGGCAAUGCCAAUCCGAAUGCCCAGAUGGGCAUGGGCAAUACCAGAGGCUAUGGCAUGAACGAGCAAGGUCACAUGGGACCCAGAGGAGCUAUGUACGGCCCAGGCAACAGGAUGAAUCAAAUGAACCCGAUGCACCAGAUGAAUUCAAUGAAUCAGAUGAAUUGCAUGAAUCAGAUGAACUCCAUGAAUCAGAUGGGCCAUCCCGGCAUGAAUCAGCACCAGCAGGGUCAAUUUCACGGUGGUGGCUAUGGAAUGGGCAUGACAAGUCCCUCCCAAGGAAGCCCUGGUAUGAACCCUGCUCAGCAGAAUCUCAUGGGGUCACCACGGAUACGAGGGAGUCCUAAAAUGGGUGCAAGUCCUUUCUCACCUGGAGGCAUGCACUCUCCCAUGGGUCCUGUGGGAAUGGGCGGCAGUGGUGGAUCUUCUGGUCCAUCAGGUGGCAACACUUUCACCAAUAGUUCUUUGAAUGCUCUCCAGGCCAUCAGUGAAGGCGUUGGCUCUUCUCUACCUUCAGCUCUCAACUCACCUGCCCACAAAUCCGACAGCUCUCCCAGCAUCAACUCGACCCAGUCAAGCCAGCAAGGCCAGACCGGCAACAGCAAACCCAGCUCUGGGGAUUCCAAGAGCCCGUCAAGUGCUCACAGCACAGGGUUAGAGCAGCAACAGGCUUCUUCAUCGGAGACCACGGAUAAACCGGACAGUCAGUCCAGCAAGGAUGCUUCCACUGCGGCCGAAGCCAACCGGAGAGUCCCUGAUGGAAAGGGCCAUAAGAAGUUACUUCAGUUGCUCACAUCCCCAACUGAAGAGAUUGGGUCUGGUGGACCUGUCCCAGGUUGUGCCUCCACUCCAAUGGGUCCUGACUCAAAGGAGGCAGGAAGUGGCAUGAUGAGUCCUUCAUCGACGGGAGUGUCCUCCUCAUCUGGUUCAUUAUCGGGGAAUAACGUAAAUCAGCAAGGCUCGGGAGGAGUGUCGUCCACGGCUUGUCACGGUGGCUACCACAGUUCUCACACCUUACAGGAGAAACACAAGAUACUCCACAAACUUCUUCAAAAUGGAAACACUCCCGACGAGGUGGCUCGCAUUACAGCCGAGGCCACUGGUAAGUCCUCUCUUGGUUCAGAGCCCCCAGGUGCUGAGGGGAGGAAUCUAGAUCUCAAGCAGGAACAGCACAGCCCGAAAGAAGGAAAAAAACCACAAGCCCUCCUUCACUACCUCCUCAAUAAGGACGACUCCAAAGAGCCCAAUGCAGCAGAGGUCAAGUCAAAGCUGGAGGAGCUGGAAGGGAGAGGGGUCACUGGAGGGCAGGGGUCAGGGGUCACAACCUCAAAUUCUAACAGCCAGGAGGGCAAAGUCAAGAUCGAACCUCCCGAUGAGCUGGAUAAUUUGGAGAGUAUUCUCGGAGGGCUGAGGAAUUCUGGUUCUGGAAUGUUUGCUGAUUCUGGAACUGGAGGAACGGAAGGGGGCAAUAAGCAGGGCAAUGGACCUAACAGCACCGCACAUGACCGGGAGGGUGUUUGUAUGGGCUCUGGUCAACGUGUGCCCUUCCAGAGGGCUGUGUCUGUCGAUGGUAAACCCUUGAGCGGUCCGGGCAUGACUGGUAGGAGGAGAGCCCCUUCCUCUCUUGUCAAACAGGAGCAUACUGACACCCAGAUAGGCAUGGGAGGUCCAAACAGGCCAAUGGGAAUGCCCAAUCGUCCCCCCAUGGCAAGUGCAGGAGAUUGGGGAAUGUCCAGUUCCGGCAGCCCUGUCGGACACCCUGGCAUGGGUCGCACAGGCAUCGACCACAAUCCCAAGAGCAUGAUGGGAGGACCCAUCGUUAACCGAUCAAACAGCGUUCCUGCAACCAGAUCUAUGUUGCAGCAGCAGUUGAUGGAUAUGGGGCCUUAUGAUGUAGGAAUGGGUAUAAAUUCGUUCAGUGGGCAGGCACCUCCACCACAGUCCCCUUCGUGGCCAGACAGUGGGAUGAGAAUGGAGGGAGCACAGAAUGCAAACAGGCUGCCAUUUAAUAACUCUCUGGAUGACCUACUGGUCCCUCCGUCUACCACUGAGGGUCAGAGUGAUGAGCGAGCUCUGCUGGACCAGCUGGACUCUCUACUCAACAACACUGACGUUAUCGCUCUGGAGGAGAUCGACCGUGCCCUUGGCAUACCAGAUCUCAUCAACCAGGGUCAUAGUUCAGACCAGCCCCCUCCGACAGACCCCUUCUCUGGUCAUGGUCCGGGACCUGACUCCUCUAUGGGUAUGGACCCCAAGGGCAUGUAUGGGCAGGGCUACCCGGGCCCCCCUUCCAUGGGAAUGCAGGGUGGAUAUGGCCGUGGUCCUGGACCUGGUCCCAUGCCAGGGCAGUCUGGACCAGGGUUUAACCCCAUGAUGAGUCAGAUGAACCAGCAGGGUGGCUUCCCCGGAAUGGGCAGUAUGGGCGGUAUGCACCCUCGUGCUAAUAUGACAAGGCCACGGAUGGGGAAUCCGACCAGAUACCAGCUGCAGCAGAGACUGCAGGGACAGCAGUUUUUGAACCAGAGCAGGCAGGGCAUGGGGAUGAGGCCAGAUAACAACCCUGCAGGAAACCCUGGCAUGAGACCUAGCAUGCAGUCAGGCAUGGGCGGCCAGCCUGGUUUCCUGAAUGCACAGAUGAUGGCCCAGCGCAGCAGAGAAAUGAUGAAUCUUCAAACAGAGAUGAGAAGACAGAGGAUGAUGAUGAUGAUGCAACAGCAGCAACAGCAGCAGGUUGCAGCCGGAGGCUUCAGUCCCCCUCCUAAUGUCACAGCUCCCACAGGAAUGGACAACCCUAUGGGAGGGCCACCAAUGACCCAGCCCGGCCAGCAGCCCUUUAACUAUGGAGGCAGCUAUGGUAUAGGCCAGCAGGGGGAUCCUUCAUUUGUGGCAACAGGCAGCAGCCCCCCUAAUAAUAUGAUGUCUGGCCGUAUGGGUGGCCCUCAGAAUCCCAUGAUGCAACAGCACCCUCAGAGCAAUCCCAUGUACCAGUCUGCAGAGAUGAAAGGCUGGGGACAGGGGCCUAUGCCCAUGAAUAAUUCAUACUCGCAGCAGCAGCAAUAUCCCCAGCAGGGGGCGCCGGGACAGUAUGGGGCAAUGAUGAUGAACGGCUCCAUGCAAGGAGGUGUAAAUGGCAACGGUGCAGGACAGAUGCCCCCAAUGCAGGGCCAGAUGGGCAUGAACACCAUGGGUAUGGGACGCAUGCCAAUGGGACCCGAUCAGAAGUACUGCUGAGGAGAUGAGCCAUCUCUGUCAAAGCUGGAUUCGAACUCGGGACUCACACAUCAGUCCAGUGAGGAAAUGUCAACACGAAGCUAUAAAAUCCACCUAGUAGGGGAUAAAUCACUGGAAAUCUCCAGUGAAAACUUGACUGAGAGAGAGAAAGACAUGGAACGGGAGAGAGAGAGAGACUCAAGCCUUCUCUGUGGGCUUCUUUCUGAAUAUGCCCAGUAGCGAGUGCAGCAGGCUCUCUCCUGUCCCAUGUGGCUGUACUGCAGUACACAACAUAACCACCAGGGGGAUCAGAGUAGGAAUGGCUGUGGUACAACUCGACAGUGUGGGGGAGCACUUUAUUUUAAGGCUAGUACGGAAAAGGAUAGUUGCAAUAUAUUUCUUGCUUUUCUAGCCUUAUAGAACAAUUAUGUGCAUAUUGUCCAUUUUGAAUUUGUUUCGGACAAGCCUCGUUUUAAAGAAAACCGUGGGAAUUGUAAACACCAGAACUUCAUCACUUGCGCAUAUCAAAGCAAUAAUCCUCCUCUCAAUGCCACCGGCUCAAAGCGGUGUGUCAACAAAAAGCAAAUGGUACUGCAGUAUUAGACAGGAUUUUUUUUCUUUUUUUGUGUGUGAAUAAGAUUAGAAUUGUAAAUACUGUCUGCUACAUAUGUAUCAUACAUGCUUUUACUACAUACUUUUUUUGCACAGCGUUUGGGCCCGGUUAGGUCCAUCUUAUCUAUAUUUUAGGUCAGUACUGCUCUGGGUUUUACAUCUAUUUUAACUUUUGUCAAAGGGAGAAAAUAUUUUAUUUUUAUCCUUUCCAGCACAGCCUCUUUUUCUUUCUUUUUUUUUCUUUUUUCUUUUUCCAACAGUGACUGCUAUUAUGUUUGGAUGGCACUAUUUCUAACAUCACUAACAUGUUAUGCAGUGACGGUUUCAUAAUUUUAUUUUCAUUUCCAUUUGUACUCCUGACCGAAAAAAAAAAAAUGGUGCAAGUUUUCCGAUGAUACGCAAAGAUUAUGUUUGUUGUUGCUUUUUGAGCUAGCUCUUAAUAAGGAAAAUUACUCACUUUUCUCACUGUAUCAUACUGUUGGUUCUUCAGAAAUCUACCUUUAAGAAACAUGCACAAUCCAAAGAUGUUUUUUUUUCAGUCUUUUUUUCCUGUUUUCUCAAGUUUGAUUACAGAAAUGUAUCCAUUUACAUGUUUUCGCGCAAAUGCGCGGAGUAAAAGGUACAUAUCAUAUGAACAUAUUACUACAUAUUAUGAUUUUGUACUAUAUACUGUAUACAUACAAAACCAAGUAUACCUGUUUAUUUUUGAGGCCAGUUAAUAUUUUAGCAGUAUUGUCUGUGCUUUUGGAGGGUUUCUCUAUCAUGCGGUUUAUUCGCUCUUCAGUUUAAGUUUUGUUAGAUUUUGAUGAUUAUGAAUUAUCUACAGAACUGCCAAGACUUAUAACUUGUAACUACACACCUCGUUUUAAAACUUUUCUUAAACCACUUUUAAGAGCCUCUUGGAUGUAGUAGUCCAGUCUUUACCAUCAGUGACUUCAAAUAGUGCUGAUUCCCAGAUGUGGGAAUGAAAUACAGUUGGGAAACUAAUAAUACAUCAGUCUUUUCAGGAAAGCAACACUAUCAUUUGUGUUAAUUUCGCUAGGUUACUGUUGAUUGUGACAGAGUAUAUUUUGAAAUGAUUAUUCCGGGAAAUUGAGGUUACUGUGGAGUGUUUUCAGAACUGGUUGACUGAGGGGUGUGAACGGAAGAUAAGCUCACAUUUUACAGGAUGUAAAUUACAAUACACUUAAUUAUUUUGCUUGAUGUUGAUAUUGUUGUAAAUAAAAGUUCUAUUUAAACGUGA